This is a messenger RNA of Momordica charantia (bitter melon), 1473 nucleotides long. Its product is annotated as nitrate reductase [NADH]. Gene Ontology annotation, biological process: sulfur compound metabolic process; nitrate assimilation; nitric oxide biosynthetic process. NCBI's taxonomy places the organism in Eukaryota, Viridiplantae, Streptophyta, Magnoliopsida, Cucurbitales, Cucurbitaceae. Gene Ontology annotation, molecular function: molybdenum ion binding; nitrate reductase (NADPH) activity; molybdopterin cofactor binding. The record is from RefSeq and is a predicted model, not a curated record.
CCCGGAUUCAUCGGGGGUAGAAUGGUCAAGUGGCUCAAACGCAUCGUUGUCACAACCCAAGAAUCACAAAAUUAUUACCAUUUCAAGGACAACAGAGUGUUGCCCUCUCAUGUCGACGCAGAGCUAGCCAACGCCGAAGCAUGGUGGUACAAGCCGGAGUAUAUAAUCAACGAGUUGAACAUAAACUCGGUCAUAACGACGCCGUGUCAUGAGGAGAUUUUGCCCAUCAACUCCUGGACCACUCAGAGGCCCUACACGUUGAGAGGCUACUCUUAUUCCGGUGGGGGAAAGAAGGUGACACGUGUGGAGGUGACAAUGGACGGUGGAGAGACGUGGCAGGUGUGCACAUUGGACCAUCCGGAGAAGCCAAACAAGUAUGGAAAAUACUGGUGCUGGUGUUUCUGGUCGUUGGAGGUGGAGGUUCUUGACCUGCUCGGCGCCAAGGAGAUCGCCGUCCGCGCUUGGGACGAAACCCUCAACACCCAGCCCGAGAAGCUCAUCUGGAACCUCAUGGGAAUGAUGAACAACUGCUGGUUCCGAGUGAAAACGAAUGUGUGCAAACCCCACAAGGGAGAGAUCGGAAUAAUCUUUGAGCACCCAACUCUACCUGGGAACCAAUCUGGCGGAUGGAUGGACCGGGAGAGACAUCUAGAGAUUUCUUCCGAAUCCAACCAGACCCUAAAGAAGAGCGUGUCCACCCCAUUCAUGAACACCACCCCCAACACCUACUCAUUAUCCGAAGUCAAGAAGCACAACUCUCCCCAGUCCGCCUGGAUCAUCGUCCACGGCCACGUCUACGACUGCACCCGCUUCCUCAAGGACCACCCCGGUGGCUCCGAUUUUGAAGGAUCCGGAGGACGAGACAGAGAUGUUUGUGGUGUAUGCGAACAGGACGGAGGAGGAUAUUUUGCUGAGGGAGGAGUUGGAUUCGUGGGCCAAGAAAAACGAGAGGUUGAAAGUUUGGUACGUGGUGGAGAAUGGUAGAGAAGGGUGGGAGUACAGUACGGGGUUCAUCACGGAGAGUAUCUUGAAAGAGCAUAUCCCGGCGGGGGCAGAGGAUACUCUGGCGUUGGUGUGUGGGCCGCCACCCAUGAUUCAGUUUGCGGUGCAGCCCAAUUUGGAAAAGUUGAAUUACGACACCAAGAACUCCUUGCUAGUGUUUUGAUUGGACCAAAAUAAAUAAAAUUAUUGCCUUGUUUUUUUUAUUCAAUGCUGUGGGAAGAAAAUGGACGGUGGACGGUGCCCGGUGGAUGGAUUUAUUUUGUAAAAUAAGUAAUUAUAUGUGAAUAUUAAGUUGUAAAUAGUUUAUUUUAUUUCAUGUAUAAUUAGGGUACGAUAAUUAACAAGGGUUGUCGUUUCCCUUUUCUAUAUAUUGUAUUAUUCAAUUUCAAACAUUAAUGAGUGUAGAAAAGUGGCAAGGUUGGAUGUAAUGAAGAGAACUAAGACGCAUCCAAAACCAAAUUGUGCAGUCCA